GCUGAGGCGAAUUGCGUGUUGUAGACUGCAAGCCUUUUAUUAUAGUUCGUAGAAGUUGAAGUUCCAAAGUUGUAGAUUUUCCCGAGCUCCAAACGUCGCCGCUUUUAGACCGAACCUCAAACGACUCGGAGGCUCAACUUCAACACCAACUUCAAGCCAUCCAACAACAAGUCUAUUUACGAAACCACUUCGCUUCCCCUUCUGCAUCACCCGCGCUCUCUUCUAGACACUGUAAUCCCUACCGAUUAUUUCUCACUUUGCCACUGGGCACAUCUGGAAUUCUUUCUCAGGAGGGUUGUGUGGUCGUUGCUCCGUACGUAUUGCUGGGACGAAUCAUUUAUUUACCACAUGGUACAAUAUAUCUGCUCAAGCCGCUUCGUCUAGGAGGCCCAGCCCCGGCCUGAUACUGCAUAAUCAUGGCUCGACCUCGAGCCGACACAGGAAACUUUCCAAAAGAACCACAUUCGGUCUCCCUCAAAGUGUUAAGGCUGUCCCGACCAUCCCUGGCGCUCCAACACCCACUCCCGCACGAAAGCGAGACCGAGACCAAAAUCCCCCAUAUCUCCUCCCUAGCAUACCCGUCCAAACUAGUCGACCAGGAGUUCAUAAUAUCCAACAACCUAGCCCUGCCGCCAUCCUUCGGUUCCGCGCACGUAGGCGAGACAUUUUCAUGCGUGCUGUGCGCCAACAACGAACUUUUGCCGCCGGGGCCGACUGGGACCGGGACCACAACCACAACGACACCAACCAAAACCGUUUCCGGAACAAAGAUCUUGGCUGAAAUGCAGACACCCUCCCAGUCAAUCCCGUUGGACCUCCACAUAGCAAGCCCGACGGAACGAGUUGAUGGCCAUGAUGACGGCCGCCCAGGCUCGGCUCUGCAGACAAUCGCCCGCUUCGAUCUCAAGGAAGAAGGCAACCACGUCCUCGCCGUUAACGUCACGUACACAGAGACCAUUUCCGGCGACGGCGGACAGACACAUGCCCCUACCAGUGGGAGGGUGCGCUCGUUCCGAAAAUUGUACCAGUUCCUCGCCCAGCCGUGUCUGAGUGUGCGCACCAAAGCUACCGAACUGCCGCCGAAAGAGGUCCCAGACAAAACCCACGGCCCGUACGGCAGGACGACGUUACUGCGGUAUGCACUGGAAGCGCAAUUGGAAAACGUGUCCGACAUUACAAUUGUGCUUGAAGAGGCAAAGUUGCAGUCCAAACCGCCCUUUAAGUCAACUUCGCUGAACUACUGGGAUGCCCAUGCCGCCCCUGAAAAGGAUGAGAAAAACCAGGGCCAUCCCCAAAAGCCAAUUAUUAACCCGCGCGAUAUCAUACAGAUUGCUUUUUUGGUAGAGCAAAUGGAAGGAGUCCAGGAAGGAAUAGAAGACCUCAAAACUAGUCUCAAACGCGACGGGAGGGCGGUACUGGGUCAGCUUGCUAUCCAAUGGCGUAGCUCUAUGGGCGAACGCGGCUCGCUGAGUACCGGCAAUCUCCUGUCUCGUCGGAGAGUCAGUUGAAACAGACCAAAUCUCCAUCUCCAAGGCAGCCCAUGAAGUACGGAGGGCAGUGGGCAUAACAAUACAAGUUCGCUCGAGGACAAUCAUGGUGCGUUCAUGCUCAGCCCAUUCAUCCUGCCAUUGAGGAGAUUGGGUCUUGACUUUUUGCGGAUGGUCGGCAAGUCCGGGACAUUUUCUUCUUGCUUCUGUUUGAACAGACCUUCUUCCAGUUUCGACGGGAUCCGGGUAAUGAUGGUGUGGUAGUCCCGCCCCUUAGCUGCAGCACCCAAGUCUGUUCUUUCUGAACUGCCGGGCACAGAGACGAUCCGCCAUUGAUGCUGGGAUGUAUCUGACAAAACAUCCGCCUGAGUAGGAAGGCCUGCUGCAGACACCGACCGCUGCACAAAGCUUCGGCGGUUUCGGCCAAUGGUGGGCAAACUGGACCGCAGCAGGCCAGCACGACCGCGUUUCGCUGUGAUGAUGGCAUCAAACAAGGCUAUCUCUGGACUCGACGCCGUCUCCUCACGCUCAAGAAUGAACUCGUUCCAGGCUUGGGUUUGUUCCAGCAUCUGCAUGUAAGCAGAAUGGUCCGGCGGAAGGCUCCUGACGAACCCUUCAUGAUCGAACGAAUACACCGCUCCAACCUUCUGCUUGGACGGCGGGGCUGGACUCAUGAACUUCCGAUACGUGUAAAACAGGCUAGCCAAGCAUCGCACAAACGCCGCCCGGAUCUGGUCAGGGUAGAAAGCGGCCGAGCAAACCACCGUAAUCUGAGGUGCACAGCGGUCGUGGAUCACGAAGCCACAACCCGAACAUCUGUAGUACCCAUUCUGUGCCCUUUCAUCGCAAAGCACACAAGUUGAUGGACCGUCGGCAGGCUUCCAUUGAAGACAGUGUCCUUCGACAUAGUAUGUCCCUGGAGAGUUCACUGCUGGCUGAACAAGCAUGCCGGGCAUGAUUGUCGAUGCUGCCAAUGUUGACUGAGCAUACACUGAAGGCGCAUAAGCGGACGACCCGUUCCUUACAUCUAAGAACGAGUUUGCUGAAGGACUGGCAUUGUGUCGCACGAACGGAAGGCUGGAUUUGCGCAUCAUGUGGGCCGACCCAGAGAAGCUGCGCUUGGAGAGUGAAUCGAAAUGGCCGGAUCUCUUCUCACGGAGCGACGUCUGCAGGGCAUAUCCAGAGUCGCGGUCGUUGCGCAACGCCGGCGGAAGGGGAAAGCUUCCACCCACAGGGGAUCCGUCCGAACCUGUCUGACUGGAUUGACGGGCGGUUGACGAGGUUCUGGGACGAUCAAUGCUUUUUCCUCUGGUCGGUCCUGAAGCAAGAAAAACGUUCAGCAGCGGCGCCCGUCGAAUUGUGUCGGACGCGGCAUGCGGACCGAAGGAGGAUGAACUAAGGCUGGCUAGUUUGUCCAGAUUUGUCGAUCUGGCAAUCGCGGUAAAGACAGUGUCGAGUUCGCCGGAGAAAGCAUCGAACGGAAAUGUCUCGACGGCAUAAGCAGGUGGACCGGGCGUGACUCCAAAGCUAUGGUGCAGAGGCGCCGCCUGAUGUAACAGAGACAUGAGUUUUCUCCGUUGCUGUUUGGGCAAGAAAGGGGGUGGUGAAGUGCUAUGCAACUCGUUUUUAUCCAGGUCAACCAGCACAUAGUCAUCUUCAGGAAGGUCAUACUUUUCGUAGUUGCGAUUGAUGCCGCAGAUGUAAGGACACGGUGCAUCAAGCGCCUGAACCAGCCGUGAUGGGAGCACAGGGAUAUAGACUCCGGUCCAUUCCAAGGGCCAAAUCAGUUCCAAGAUGGCUUUGCUGACCAGCUGCAACAUUGAAGUAUGGGAAGAUAAUAAGAUGAUCCUGGAUUCGGCCAAGACAUAUUCAAAAAGAAGGAUGAUGUUGGGGAUGGUGAGAGUUCUGAACAAGGGAUACAGAUCAGUGGUUCUGCUUCCUGGCAGUUCGUUUGCUGCCUGCUUUUUGGCGUAGAGGUGAAGUUCGCGGAUCGAAGUCUGGAUUUGGACUUUGGACGACGUCGGCAAAGGAGCGUCGAGGCACAAGGCAGCAACAUAUUGCUCCAAGGGUUGCCACAUGCCAACCUUGGGAGAACUGGCUGGGACUCUCAAAAUACCGCCGUCCGUCAUGGGGACUACGACUGCUCGUAACCACUGUCGGUAGAAACUGGCCAUUGUGCUGUCUUUUCCCAGGAUUCCGUAGGCUCUCGGUAUCCAGAAUCGUGUCUCACUACUGGACAAGCCCUGGAUUUCUGAAACUGAACCGUGCCGUAACGGUCGCAGCAUGUCCGACAUAACCGCAAUCUUUUCCUCGACAGCGCUGAUUUCAUCUUCCAGUUCUUCUCUUGCUGCUGAAUCAGGAGACACUUGUGGAAGCUGUGCGAGCAGUUGAGAUAGCUUUGUACUCUCCACUGUAAGUCUUUCAGCCAGCGAGGCCGCCAUUUCCCGUUCCGCCUCGGACAUAUGUGCCUUUCGCCACUCAUCACACUUCUUUUCCAAAUCCAAAGCAAUGUGAUUGCU
Exophiala dermatitidis NIH/UT8656 is the source of this 4006-nucleotide messenger RNA. RefSeq lists its product as uncharacterized. The record is from RefSeq and is a predicted model, not a curated record. The transcript is spliced from 3 exons. Lineage: Eukaryota; Fungi; Ascomycota; Eurotiomycetes; Chaetothyriales; Herpotrichiellaceae. Bases 417 to 1508 code for a protein of 363 amino acids. Gene Ontology annotation, cellular component: TRAPPIII protein complex.